Molecule: messenger RNA, 1195 nt
Organism: Glossina fuscipes
Lineage: Eukaryota; Metazoa; Arthropoda; Insecta; Diptera; Glossinidae
Product: protein YIPF1
Exons: 4
Coding region: 23-1129 (368 amino acids)
Biological process (GO): vesicle-mediated transport
Cellular component (GO): membrane; Golgi apparatus
Molecular function (GO): small GTPase binding
Source: RefSeq, a predicted model, not a curated record
GAGAGAGAAUUGUUUUGAAAAGAUGCAAAAUGACGAUUUGCUGCAAUUUAAAGACUUUACGAACACUUCCAGUGCGGCCCAGAUAAGUGUCAAUUCACCAACACAUGGAAUAAACAUAGGAGCUUCUGGUGGGCGGCAACGAGGUGAUCCUUUAUCGGAGCUAAUUUACGAUAUGAGCAGUUCAGCACAAAUGUUAGCCUCUAGUGAUAAUAAUAUGGGUGGGGUUGGAAUUGAUGGCGUUGGCGGUGGCCGUGGCGGUGGCGGUGGCGGUGGCAAUAGUGGUGGCGCUGAUAUAAACAACUUAAACAUUGGCGGAAAUGCAUCCACCAAUGAUAGUAAUACGAAAGCAUCGUUUUUGGCCCUUGAAUAUUAUGAGCAAUUUUUCAAUGUCGAUACUUACAUGGUAUUAGAACGUAUUGCCAAUUCAAUGAUACCGAAACGGGCUCCAGGUAAUUAUUUACGUUAUACGAUAGGAUCAAAUCCCGACUUGUAUGGUCCGUUUUGGAUUACAGUAACACUCAUUUUUUCUAUUGCCAUUAGCGGUAAUAUAGCGAGUUUCUUGCAACAUGGCCAAGAUAACUAUCAAUGGCGUUACAAUUUCCAUUUGGUUUCUUAUGCUGCCACAUGUAUAUUUAUUUACGCGAAUUUUAUACCAGCCGCCUUGUGGACUUUAUUUAAAUAUAGUCUAAAGCCUUUGCAGGAAGGCUUAGAAACUGAAAAUGCUGAUUACACGCCCUCUUUAUUAUCGUUAAUGUGCAUUUAUGGUUAUUCGUUAUCCAUUUAUAUACCUGUUUCCAUAUUAUGGGUUAUACAAAUUUCUUUUUUGCAAUGGCUUCUAGUGAUUAGUGCUGCUUUACUUUCCGGCUCAGUUUUGAUAGGUGUUCUGACUCCUGCUCUAAGAAAUUCGAAAUUAUCGUUAUUCUUGGUCUUUGGCAUUUUAAGUGCACAUUUUCUAUUAGCUGCCGGUUUUAUGCUGUACUUUUUCCAUGUGCCUAACAGUACAGGCAACAAUAACGAUGGCGGGGCCACAUCAUCAUUAUCCCUUGUUUCGAGUCCAAGCCUGCCGCAUGCCGUCAAAUCGGUUGCCGAGGCUAACGUAACACCAGCACUAGGUUCGCUUGGUAAUUAAAAUUUUUUUUAUUGCCUUUAGUUUUUUGUGUUUUGUUUUUUUCGUUUUUUAUUCGUUUAAAUGGGU